UGACCGUCAGCCUCGUUUUCACGAAAUUGUAAAUAUUUUUAAAUUCGGCUCCAGAAAACAUUGCAAAUUACAUUGUUGAAUCCACAGGAACUUGGAGCACAUUCCUCAGUAGUGGAUUUCUGCAAGAGUGACGAUUGCGCUAAGCAUUUUUGAACGAAAGGUGGUGGGUCACUCUGAUGUCAGCUGCUGAUACAAGUUCCUGCACUGCAUAAGUUGAGUCUUUAUUAAUAAUGGAGGCAUACUGGUUUCAAAAGGAGAUUGAACUGGAACAAAAACAUGAAGAAUUAGUAUUGAAACGUGAGGCCCUGCUGAGAGGAACUGAGGCUUACUAUGAUAAACAGGCAAAACAAGCCUCCAGUUUUAUAACCAACUACAAAAAGUCUGAUGAUCGAAAUGAACAACUGAUUGAGGACUUCAAGAAAGUCAGACACAAUUUGCAGGGAUUGAAUUGCGGAGAAGACCAAAGGUUUACUCGAUUAAAGAAUAAUUACUGGGCCAUGGUUAAGAAUGUGUACCAUGUAUGGAUACAAGAACAGAGAGAUUACAUGCAAAGACACCAUCUUCCCAUCCCAGAGCAUAUACAGAACUACGGACACAAAACCCCCUCCAGUCCUAGAAUAACCACACCUAGGGGUCGACUGACAAUAGAUGACCAACAGGGGGCUCAAAGUAUCACCCCUGGUGCUCUUUCGUCUAGGUUAUCAACGCCUCCGAUAUCCCAAAGGACAAACAGUCCAUGGGGGCCUACAUCACCUGCAUAUAGGGACACAUCUCCUAUGUCUAGAUCUGUCUCUAUGUCACCAAGACAACCUCAACAAAUACAUACAUCAAUAAACUCUGAAACGAAUGCUUUUGGUGCACAUGACCGUGAUAAGCAAAGCAAAUCUCGUAAAAAAGUCCCUAAAUUUAUUGAUGAUGAAUUUGACAACUCUGAAAAUGAAAUUGAUGAUUAUUAUGGAAACGAGGAUCGUAAAAUCAAAUCUGGAUCAGUUAAAGACAUACAGGUUGAAAAGCUGUCCAAGCAGAGCAAGAUGAAGAAACACUCUUAAGAAGUCAAGCACAAGAAAGAAA
Owenia fusiformis is the source of this 1071-nucleotide messenger RNA. The record is from the annotation of a GenBank genome assembly. NCBI's taxonomy places the organism in Eukaryota, Metazoa, Annelida, Polychaeta, Sabellida, Oweniidae.